Melanotaenia boesemani (Boeseman's rainbowfish) is the source of this 3399-nucleotide messenger RNA. RefSeq names its product solute carrier family 22 member 13. Gene Ontology annotation, cellular component: membrane. NCBI's taxonomy places the organism in Eukaryota, Metazoa, Chordata, Actinopteri, Atheriniformes, Melanotaeniidae. The transcript is spliced from 10 exons. Bases 400 to 2019 code for a protein of 539 amino acids. Gene Ontology annotation, molecular function: transmembrane transporter activity. The record is from RefSeq and is a predicted model, not a curated record. Gene Ontology annotation, biological process: transmembrane transport.
AGAGAGAGAGAGAGAGAAAGCGUAGAUAAAUAUAAUUUAUAUAAAUUUUUUAAAGAACUGAAUAAACCUGUGUGAACUCAUUUGGACACAGUGUACUACAUGCAAGCAGGUGGGAGGAUGUCGGAGGGAAGAUGAUAUCAGUUUGGUCCAUAAUUAAGCUUCACUCAGUUCACUUCUGGACUGCUCACUUAUUGGUGGACCUCACCUGGACGGACCACGGCAGCACGUGGAAGUAGAUUUCCCUUGUUUACGUCCUGCACAGCACAGCUUUACCGCCUCAGUGACUCAUUGUGUGGUUGGUAAAGGCCUAUUUGGAGUCAAUCUCCCGCCUCCUCCUCCGCACCGGCUGAUCCAGUCAAAAGGAGCCAGCCUUUCAUUUGGCCUACAUAUUAAGCCAAAAUGAAUUUCGACCAAAUCCUCGCUGCUAUCGGGGGCUUUGGCAAGUACCAGAAGAUUUUAUACAUAUGGAUUUGUUUACCUCAGAUCUUACUUGCUUUCCACAUGAUGGUGAGCAUCUUUACUGGAGCCACGCCGCCCCAUCAGUGCCGGGAGAGCCCCAGCUCAGGAGUCGAGAACCUGACUUUCAUCCCGGCUACAGGCACGCUGAACGUCACCCUCUCGGACGCCUCUUGCUUCACCUCGGAGGUGCUGGGCAACCGGACGGAGAGCGUCCCAUGUGGCCACGGAUGGGUCUACAGCAAGGAGAUAUUUGAGAGCACCACUGUCACCGAGUGGGACCUGGUGUGCAGCAAAGCUGGUUUAAACAGUCUUGGAUCAUCUAUCUACAUGUUUGGCCUAUUGGUGGGAUCUGUGGUGUUUGGAGCCAUGGCUGACAGGUAUGGCCGACGUUUUGUCCUGCUGCUGUCCAUUGCCCUCCAGACUGUCUUCGGAGUUGCUGUGGCUUUUGCACCCAACUUCCCGGUCUAUGUGAUUCUUCGCUUUGCAGUUGGCACCACCAUCUCUGGAGUCAUCAUCAAUGCUUUUGUUCUUGGUACUGAGUGGACCUGCACCAAGAGACGCAUGCUGGCUGGCAUCAUCACAGACUACACCUUUGGCCUUGGUUAUAUGCUCCUAGCUGGGGUAGCGUACCUGAUACGAGACUGGAGAAAAUUACAACUAGCUAUAUCAGCCCCAGGCUUCUUGCUUAUCUUCUAUAUACGGGUGCUUCCUCAGUCUGCCAGAUGGUUAUUGGCUAAUGACAGGAGAGAGGAGGCCAUUGCACUCCUACGUAAAGCAGCACUUGUUAAUGGCCGAGUCUUACCUCCUGCUGUCCAGGUUGAAAAAUGGGAGAUUUUAGGUGGAGCACAGCGAAGUCACUCAGCAGUGGAUCUUGUUCGGACACCACAGAUGAGAAAGAGGACAAUCAUCUUGUUCUACAUCUGGUUUGUGAAUGUACUAGUGUACUACGGGCUCUCCCUGGGUGUAUCCAGGUUAGGGACGGACCUCUACUUGACCCAGUUUGUGUUUGGGUUGGUUGAGAUCCCAGCUCGCUCUUUGGUCCUUCUUGUCCUGCCCUUUAGCCGCCGUUUGACCCAGAGUGGUUUCCUGGCUGUUGGAGGAAUUGCCUGCCUGCUCAUGCUCGCUAUCCCAGCAGAUCAACCCAAUGUCCUGACAGGUCUUGCCAUGCUAGGAAAGUUUGGUAUUACAGCUUCCUUUGCUGUCAUCUAUGUAUACACAGCAGAGAUAUUCCCCACUGUGGUAAGGCAAACAGGAAUAGGUGUCUCCAGCAUGUUUGCAAGGAUGGGUGGCGUGUUAGCACCCAUUAUCAACAUACUGCAUAAUCACAGCCCUACUACGCCCCUCAUCAUCUUUGGCACCUCCCCUCUUCUGGGAGCUAUCCUUGCCCUGGCACUACCCGAAACAGCUGACAGACCUCUUCCUGACACACUGGAGGAUGUAGAGAACUGGGAUGUGAGGUUGGCUCCCACCAAGGAAAACCCUGAGAUGUGUGAUGAAGUUGGCCAACUGGCAUGCAGUACUGAAAAGCAGGAGCUACAAACUGUAGCAAACCAGCCCUAACAGUGUGUAAAGGGAUGCACAUGUUCCAUUAUUCACAUUUUAUACAGUCUCAACUUUGAUACCAGAUACUAUAACACCCUCUAUGCAAUUACAUGUAAGGAUGUGAUUAUAAGCUCUAUGCAAGAAAGCCAAACACGUUCCACACACCAAACUAGCACAAGGUGUUCAUGGAUACAUGCACAAAGCAGGCAUUCAGUUCUCCUGCCAGGGCCAAUAAGAAGCUUAGUGUUUUCAUCAGAUGAAGGUAAGAGUCCAACAGUCAGGAAUAGUUGUGUAUGCAGUUUUGUAUAUCCUUCAUAACUUUGUACCUUUAACCCAGUUUUGUGAAGCAAUAAUGGUAAGUGUUUGGAUACAGAAUAAAUAGUUCAACCUCAGACUUCACAAACAUACAGAUUUCAUACUUGUGUACAUUUAUAGACCUGUACUAAGCAGAGGAACAACAUUCCACAAGAUUAUUGCCACAUCCUCUCUAAUGGCAGCACUCGGUCCUGAUGAGCAGCUACUUUAAAACUUUAUAUUUACUGGACAGUAAUCUGCAUUACUUUGUGGCUACCACAUAAGAAAAAAACCCUACUAUCAUGUCUCUUAAUUGUUUUCUGGAAUAUGUUUGUUGUAUCUUAAUGUUGUUUUGCAAGCAACUGCCUCAUAAUCUCCUCUUAUGGUCUUUAGCCAAGAUUAGAUUGCAUGCAUUAAUUACCUUUGUCAUGCCUAAUAUAGCCUUUUGUUUGGCUGCUGUAGUUGGAAUUAAUUUUCUAUAGAAAACAUGGGAUGUAACUGAUCAGCAUGUAAACAAGAUUAGCAUUAUUUGUAGACAUGUUUUUUUUUUCUUUACGGAAUUGUACUCAAAUGUAAGUCGGCUGUGGCUGUUAGGCUGUCUUGGAUUUACAGAUGUCAAGUACAUCAUACAUACUGUAUAUUUAAAGGGCUUGUGGGAGUGAGAGGUAAACUGGGAAAAUUCCAGAUAUGCAUCAGAAGCAAAUGUUAUGCAACAGGCUACUUUGGGGUUAUGCUGUUACUCAGGCAAAUUAUGUAGAUUUUUUAAAGUCUAUCAUUUCACUUGCAAAAAAGAUUUGAAGUCCAGUAUGUUUUGAAUGCAUAACAUACAUGAGGAGUGGUAACCAGUUACUCUACUGCAUGAAUUUGAGAAAGCAUGUCCUACUGCUGGCUGCACCAUGUGGUUAUUUCAGAUUAACCAGAGAUGUCACAGCAAAUGGGUUACUUUUAAAGAAGUUUUUUAUUGUCAUGAUUCCUUGUCCAAUGCAUUUGAAUGCAACAAUUUUCUAACAAAAAACAUAAAUGUGUCACAAAAUGUACAUUACCUAACUGAAAAGAAGGCGUAUUGCCUUGGUUCCUCCAGCAAUAAACUUGUUUGAGAAAGUG